AUGGCGACUGAUAUGUCUCAAGGUGAACUCGUCCAUCCUAAGGCACUCCCACUUAUAGUAGGAGCUCAGCUGAUCCACGCGGACAAGUUAGGUGAGAAGGUGGAAGAUAGCGCCAUGCCGAUUCGACGAACUGUGAAUUCUACCCGGGAAACUCCUCCCAAAAGCAAGCCUGCUGAAGGGGAAGAAGCAAAGCCAGAACCAGACGUAAGUUCAGAGGAAUCUGUCUCCACUGUAGAAGAACAAGAGAAUGAAACUCCACCUGCUACAUCUAGUGAGACAGAACAGCCAAAGGGGGAACCUGAGAAUGCAGAGAAGGAAGAAAACAAGCCCUCUGAGGAAACCAAAAAGGAAGAGAAAGAUCAGUCUAAAGAAAAGGAGAAGAAAGUGAAAAAAACAAUACCUUCUUGGGCUACCCUUUCUGCCAGCCAGCUCGCAAGGGCCCAGAAACAAACACCACUGGCCUCCUCCCCACGUCCCAAGAUGGAUGCGAUCCUGACUGAGGCCAUUAAGGCAUGCUUCCAGAAGAGUGGUGCAUCAGUUGUUGCUAUUCGGAAAUAUAUCAUCCAUAAGUACCCUUCUCUGGAAUUGGAGAGAAGAGGCUACCUCCUCAAACAAGCACUGAAAAGAGAAUUAAAUAGAGGUGUCAUCAAACAGGUAAAAGGGAAAGGUGCUUCUGGGAGUUUUGUUGUGGUCCAGAAAUCAAGAAAAACCUCUCAAAAAUCCAGAAACAGAAAGAACAGGAAUUCUGCAGUGGAUCCAGAACCACAAGUAAAAUUGGAGGAUAUCCUCCCCCUGGCCUUUACUCGCCUUUGUGAACCUAAAGAAGCUUCCUACAGUCUCAUCAGAAAAUAUGUGUCUCAGUAUUAUCCUAAACUUAGAGUGGAUAUCAGGCCUCAGCUGUUGAAGAAUGCUCUGCAGAGAGCAGUAGAAAGAGGCCAGUUAGAACAAAUAACUGGUAAAGGUGCUUCUGGAACAUUCCAGCUGAAGAAAUCAGGGGAGAAACCCCUGCUUGGUGGAAGCAUGAUGGAAUAUGCAAUCUUGUCUGCCAUUGCUGCCAUGAAUGAGCCGAAGACCUGCUCCACCACGGCUCUGAAGAAGUAUGUCCUGGAGAACCACCCAGGGACCAAUUCUAACUAUCAAAUGCAUUUGCUGAAGAAAACCCUGCAGAAAUGCGAAAAGAAUGGGUGGAUGGAACAAAUCUCUGGUAAAGGAUUCAGCGGCACCUUCCAACUCUGUUUUCCCUAUUAUCCCAGCCCAGGAGUUCUAUUUCCAAAGAAAGAGUCAGAUGAGUCUCAAGAUGAGGAUGAGGAUGAGGAUGAAGAUGACUCAUCAGAAGAAGACUCUGAGGAUGAAGAGCCUCCUCCACCUAAGAGGUUGCAGAAGAAAACCCCAGCCAAGGCAUCGGGAAAGGCUGCAGCCAUGAAGCAGAGAGGGGCUAAGCCUGUGCCCAAAGUCCCUGCUGCCCAGCGAGGGAAAGCCAGGCCCCUGCCCAAGAAAGCCCCUCCUAAGGCCAAGACUCCUGCCAAGAAAGCCAGACCCUCCCCCUCGGUCAUCAAGAAACCCAGCGGGGGCUCUGCAAAGAAGCCUGCGGCUAGUGCGCGAAAGGAAGUGAAAUUGCCUGCCAAGGGCAAAUCCACCAUGAAGAAAUCUUUCAAAGCAAAAAAGUAA
Messenger RNA from Pipistrellus nathusii (Nathusius's pipistrelle), 1668 nucleotides. NCBI's taxonomy places the organism in Eukaryota, Metazoa, Chordata, Mammalia, Chiroptera, Vespertilionidae. The record is from the annotation of a GenBank genome assembly.